This is a messenger RNA of Cololabis saira (Pacific saury), 1691 nucleotides long. Its product is annotated as lactosylceramide alpha-2,3-sialyltransferase-like. The coding region runs from base 146 to 1252 and encodes 368 amino acids. Lineage: Eukaryota; Metazoa; Chordata; Actinopteri; Beloniformes; Belonidae. The record is from RefSeq and is a predicted model, not a curated record. Gene Ontology annotation, molecular function: lactosylceramide alpha-2,3-sialyltransferase activity. The transcript has 8 exons.
CACCGGAGAGGAGGCGGGGCAAGGGCAUGGAGGAGAUAAACACUCCGGUUGUUUAACUGUUACUACACUCGGCAUGAAGUCCCGAGCGAACCCGUGGGAUGCUCGUGUCUGUCCAGCACCGUGAGGACCAGAGGAGAAGGAGAACAUGAUGAGGUUUCCUGUACGCCGGGCAGCACACAGGUGGUUCAUCGUUGCAGGUGUGGCUUUGAGUUUUAUCAUUGUCACGAAGUUCUUACUGCAGCGGCUCCAGACUGAGACAAGUCAACCUGUUCAGUGGCACGUCAACCCUGCGCAUAAAGAACUCGUGCAUCAGCAUGUGCGCAGGGUGCUGGAGGGUCAGUGUCGUCCCAACAGCGCCAGGCUCAACCUGCUGGCUCGGAUGCCAGCUGUCAAUCACGCGACGCAGCCCUUCCUGUGGAGUGAUAAGCCGGUUCCUGACGACUUGUUCACAUACCGACCCCCGUUUGGGUUUAAAAAUCUCCGGGGCAAAGUUGAGGACCUGCUGCAGUUGCUGCCUGGCUCUCACUCUGCCACCCUCCCGGAGAAGACGUCGGGUAAAUGUCGGCGAUGUGUCGUCGUGGGAAACGGAGGCAUCCUCAAAGGCCUGGAGCUUGGCCCUCUGAUCAACCGUUUUGAUAUUAUCAUCAGAUUGAACAGAGGUCCUCUGGGAGAGUUCAGUGCUGAUGUUGGGAACCGAACCAGCAUCAGGAUGAGUUACCCGGAGGGCACGCCGCUCCGCUGGGUGGACACGGACGCAGACACGCUCUUUGUAGCGGUGGUGUAUAAGAAAAUAGACUUCAGCUGGAUCUCUGCCAUGAUAAACAAGCUCCGUGUGCCUCUGUGGGACUGGUUCUUCUUCUGGCAGAAAGUUCCAGACCAGGUCCCUCUUGAACCUCAGAGGUUCAGACUCCUGAACCCCCAGGUCAUCAGAGAGACUGCAUUAGACCUCCUGAAAUAUCCUCAGCCCACACAACGCCUGUGGGGCUGGGACCAGAAUGUGCCAACCCUGGGAGUGUCUGCACUGAACUUGGCCAGCCUGCUGUGUGACGAGGUGAGCCUGGCCGGGUUCGGCUACAACCUGUCCCAGCAGGGCGUGCCCCUGCACUACUACGACCAGCUGCCGCUCAGCGUCAUGCAGCAGGAGAAGAUGCACAACGUGGACAGUGAAACUCAGUUUCUUCAGAGCCUGCUGGCCGAUGGAGCCAUCACUGACUUGACGGGAGGAAUCCACUGCUUGUUCUGCUCCAGUUGACACCCGCUGGAUUUCACCGCAAAGCACGUUUCUCCUGUCGUGACGCGAUGUUUAGAGACUAAUGUACAGAAAAACAUGAAUGAACAAAUGAGUAUGUGUACAGAAGAAAGAGAGUGGAAAUAAACAUUUUGAAACAAAAGACAGAUAUUUAGUUGUUUCAUUUGCAACAGGGUACCCAAGACAUGGAUUGAAAUCACUAUCUUGUAGCUGGUCUUCAGCAGGAGAACCCCCCUUAUGAUCCAGGUUUCUUCCAUCCUAAAGAGUUUUUCUUGCCACUGUCUUGCCAAGGUUUUUCUCCCACUAUGGGAGUUUUUACGUGCCAUUGUUUGUUAUUUUUAUGUAAUAAUUGCUCGGCGGUCAUGUUCUUAGUCUCUGAAAAGCACAUAGAGACAAUUUAUGUUGUAAUAGACACUAUUUAAAUAAAAUUGAAUUGAAUCAA